CACGGGUAGCCUGUAAGUGUUAGUCUUUGCGUAGUCACUACCUCGCUUUGCAUCAAACCGAAUCCUGGGAUCUCUCUACCUUUUUGUGGUCAUUGGUUUUUUCUCGCCUACCAACUCCUUUAUCCGUAUCUGACCCCGGAAUGGUCUGCCCGCUUCUGCUUCUUCUUCUUCCCGCUGGCUGCGACCUUCUGCAUGCGUGCCCAUCCCAUCCAUCCCCCUCCGGUUCCUUGUCGGCUUUGGUGGGGUUGCGCGAAUAUAAGUCGGUUGUUCACCAGGCCAAGGCAAUUUCUAUUAUUUUUAUCAUGUGCCUUUUUGUGUGAUGACCCUUCAGCUAAAGUCUUAUUCGCCCGUGUCGCAUGUAUCAUAUGUCAUGAAGUGCUGUUUGUCGAUGUACAGACGCACUUCGCUGCGCCGAAAUGCACCGCACCGCACCUUCCGCUCGAGCGGGCAGAUGGACGGUUUCGAUUCUUCUGCAAGUCAGACCUUGGGGACUUGUGAGGGGGGCGAUUCCACCUAUUGCCAUUACUACCUUGCUUUGGCACAUCGGCAUUCUCGUAGAAGUUGCAAUUUACCCAAAAGAGACUCUUUGCGAAUUCCAGUUGAUAUGUCCAAAGUAAGGCAG
Messenger RNA from Colletotrichum acutatum, 622 nucleotides. RefSeq lists its product as uncharacterized. NCBI's taxonomy places the organism in Eukaryota, Fungi, Ascomycota, Sordariomycetes, Glomerellales, Glomerellaceae. The record is from RefSeq and is a predicted model, not a curated record. The transcript has a single exon. The coding region runs from base 193 to 498 and encodes 101 amino acids.